AUGACAGCUUCCCAAAUGGUAUAUGGGGUUCCUAUGAUCAGUUUUGCAGGGGAUGGAUUCUGUGUGCCUUACUCUGUGGAGUUCAUUCUCGAGAAGAAGCAACAUGGUUUCUCUGAUGUACACUAUGAAGUAUCAGAUGUCAAUAAAAAAGUUUUCCUCCAAUCAGACGGCUCCUACAUGACCCUUUACAGGAAAAGGGUCAUGCGCAACUCUACUGGCUUUCCUAUCCUCACAAUUCGUGAAAAGGUGAAUCACAACUCAACAAGGGGAAGCUUCUGUCAGGGUAGAAAAGAGAACUUCGGGGUCAAAGUUCAUUCAGGAGUGGAUUAUGCAUUCAUUCUAGCAUUGAUCAUUACCCUUUUGGAGUGAGAGUGACUUGAUGUUA
This is a messenger RNA of Theobroma umbraticum, 385 nucleotides long. The record is from RefSeq and is a predicted model, not a curated record. NCBI's taxonomy places the organism in Eukaryota, Viridiplantae, Streptophyta, Magnoliopsida, Malvales, Malvaceae.